UUUCAUCAACCUACAACCAUGUCCCGUGUUGGUCGGCUGUAGGGUGGCAGCACGAUACACAACGAUACACAGGCUACAAAUUGUUCAUAACUGACUACAGUCUGCAAUGCAAGCACCACAGGCUGCAGUAAACGCUGCUCAUCGCUGAUGACGAUUCCUCUAAGACGUCCAUUUUCCAAGAUGAGUGCUCACUGUUUUUAUAUCAUCAUAGCUGGGUAAUAGCUAAUAAUGUUUUAUAGCUGAUUCAGGUAGGGAAAAGUAUUUACACCUAAAGGUUUUUCGCACUGUUGGGGGGUUGGAGGGUGGAGAGUUGGAGGAAUAUGGAGAGUGGAGAAUGGGAAGGGGUUUGGGGAGGUGCAGGAGUAGGGUCGAUCCUCCGUGAUGAUAAGAAAUGGGAAUUGUUUUGAUGGCUGUAGUAGAGUUUGGAAUAACUUUUUCCUUUAGAAGAAAAGAAAACAAUUCUACAACACACGUUUCUGUUAAAAAGGAUGACAGAGCAGAAGAAACUGCAAACUUUGAUAAUGCGUGUUAUAGAAACGAACGACACUUCCUACAAAGGACUAAUAGAGUUUGUACAAGCUGCUUUGAACACUGGAACUGGGUUGUGGCCAAAGCACUUGUCGCAUGCUUUGCUAUCGUCCCAAUAAAAGCCUUCAACUAAUCCCUCAUGAAUCUUCUUAUGUGGAAAUAUCAGCGACAAGAUCACUAGUCGUGGGUGUUUUUUCUAGACGCUUUGCUGGUGCAAGGAGCAGACAUUGCCAGUCUGGAUAAAGACGGAAGAGAAAUCCCGUUUCAAGGUUGCAAGAAACUGAGUGCUCGCAAGGAUGCUUCAGACUCCCUCAUUUAUCAAUUGCUGUAUAAUGGAGCGAAUCCUUUUCUUUUUAUUGUCGAAGGAAAGUCACUGCUCAGAGAUGUUUUAGACCCCAAAGACCACGCAUGUUUAACAUUCCUCAAACUCUUCACUCCACUUGGCCUGUAUACCUGUUUACCACAAUUAAAUCACUUGGAAAGUAUUCAAGCAUCAACAUAUUCUCCAAACGGAGAAAACAUUUAAAUGCUCUACGUCAGGACGUUUGAAUGCUUCACGUAAGGACCUAUGAAUGGUCCAGAUAAAGACGUAUUACGCUCCACGUAAAGACGUAGGUAUACUCUCUUCUCGUUAUCUGGUAGAAACAUAACACGCUGUCUGUGUGUGUGUCUCUCUCUCAUACACACAAUGUAAGAGGGUCAACCUAAGUCUGUUGCUCGCCAGUCACUGGUAGCUUCCUGUUAUUAUUUUACAGGUUCAUCUGCUUGGUAUCUAUGGCUUACUGGCUUACUUAAUGUGGACAAAAAUGAAGGUAUAGUGAAAAGUCCUUGCCUGUCACGUUUCAAAAUAUAGAAUUGUUUAAUUAUACAAAAAUUGUUAUUGUAUGUGUCUGUCGAAAUCAAACUUCCUUAUGCAAAGGAAAUAAAGCUAGAAUUUCAAUUCUAUGAAGGGAAAAUCCUGUAAAUGAGUGAAUCUGACACCCAGGUAAUCUUUCCCCUGGACCGUGACCAAGGCACGCAGGCAGAUGUCACAUUGCUUACACAGAGGGACCUCUCCUGGAGCUUGCUUGUUUCAAAUAUGCAACUGUCUCUUAGUUUUGAAGAUGCCAGAUUUAGCGCUGAUGCCAGCUGUAGACAGCUUGCAAUCUGUAGUAAUUGAACACAAGUUCCUCUUAACACCAGAAACAAUAAAUGCCUAGUUUUUUUCCACACAAAUACUUUUAUUAUAGUGUGUGCACGCGUUGUCAACACAACGUGCGUGGCUGUACAGUUACAGUCGCACCUGUCUGGCCAGCUGUCUGUCUCACUUGCACCAGGAUCUCCAGUUAAGUGAAAAUAAAUUAUCCAAAUUUCUUCCUGAAUGCCACUGAAGGGUAUGAAGUGUAAAUAAACUCCGAUAAAAAUCAAAAAUAGAGUCACUGGGGUGAGGGUGGAGGACUGAGUUACCUCCCUGUAUCAGACAUACUCUUACCUGUACAACCAAUCACGUUUUGAAAUUUAUAAACACUUUCGUGUCUAGGAAGUACAUGUAAACUGUCACGAAGCACCCAUCCCCCAAUCAAAUCCGUUCCAUGCUUGGAGAUAAUCUGUGGCACCAUAUCAGUGAUGACCUGCUUGCUGGGUCCUUGACAACAGACAGUCCAGUGCUGCGUGUGGCCAGGUAAAGACUUUACAGGCUUAUAAACAUGUCUCCUUGAUAGAAACACAAGAGAUUUCAGUUAAUGAGAGCACAAGGAAAUAAGAGCAGCCGUUGAUAGUGGAAACUGGGUCGUCGUCAGAGACCUGCUGUGUGACGAGGAUGUGGACGUGGCUGACGUCGAGCGAUGUCUCGUCCUCCACAAGCUGGCUUCCACCUCUGCUAUGGCUUUCCUCCUCCGACAUCGUCCCCUCGCUUGUAGAAGACUUCGUGGACGGAAUCUUGUCACGUGACGUGGACAAAUAAACGACCUUGACAGUUAGGGAUUCCACCUUUUUCAACCCGAAGACUCACAGUCGCAAAAGGCUUAGACCUCGACCUUAACUGUCCAAACAUUGGAAUGGCACUACACAUACCUGUGAAAGAGCAAAAGUGGAAUUUCGCUAAACGACUGGUGGAGCUUGGGGCAGAUGUCAACGAAGUUGAUGUCAAUGGACUCAGUGUCCUCCAUGUCAUUGUUACACAGAAAAUAGAUGAUGGAAAAGAUGAUUGCACUGCGUUUAUUAAUCUUUUAUUAACGAAGGGUGUAAAUUUGACUGCACGCACUCCUGGAGGUGACUCAGUUUUUCAUUUAGCUGCCAGACAUGACAACUGGGAGAUAAUAGAGCAGAUACUUACUCAGGUGACAGAUGGAAUAGAACAUGUCGACGAACCAGACAGCGAAGGGUUUACUAUUCUUCACAGGUUGGCCAUAAAGAAGAAUAGAGGUGGGCGCAAUACUUUGCUUCUUCAGUUUCUUCUCGAUAAUGGCGCAAAAUGCGACACCUUGUGUCCCUCAGGUGACAGUGCCAUGCACCUGGCUGUGAAACAUGGAAAUUGGGGUAUAUUACAUGUACUGCUGUGUUAUCACAUUGGAAUACAAUCAGUCUCAACUUCUACAAAUAAACAGUGGUUAAGCCCAUGCAUAACCGUCAACCAGUCUGACGAAAAACCUGGUGGCAAUUUAAAUAUCAAAGACACGUUUGGAAACACAGUCUUACAUCUUUGUGCCAAAGCAGAGGCAUGGCAGCAGGUUAAUACAUUACUCAAGUGUGGCGCAGACGCCAGUUUAACAGACGAUGAAGGUGACACGGUCUUGAACCGCCUGUUUAAAGCAAGAAACGUUUACACAGCAGAGACAGAAGAAUUCUUUGACACCAUAAUACAGAUUGUGGCCAGAAACAAGAAUGUGAUAGUCUUUGACAAGUUAUUAGACCACCUGGACGACUUGGACAUGACAGACAGCGAUGGUCUGACAAUUCUACACAGAGUUGUGCAGUGUAUGUCAUCUUGGUCUUUGGACAUUGUGAGGACUCUGAUUCAGAGAAAGGUAGAUAUAAAAAUACCUGAUCCGAAGGGUGACACAGCCCUUCAUUUUGCAGCUCAGUGUGGUAGAUGGGAUAUCGUGGGAGAGUUGCUAGAGAAUGGGGUCAGGGCUGACAACACCGACAGUCAAGGAGUGUCGGUUUUACACAGACUGUUAAGUUCUUUGUGCCCAAGACUUUGUCAGAACGGCACGUACAAUUCUAACAAAACAAACCUGUCUCUUGUUAAAUUAAUGGUUAUCAGUGGUCUUGACACGUAUACCAAAGAUGAAUACAGCAACACAGUAAUACAACUACUCGCAUUGGAUGAGAGAGAAUGGGAAGUGAUACUGUUCUUUUUCGAAAGUGAAGCCGAGAAGAUCUCUCAGUUGCUUGAAAAAGAAAGGGAGAUCGGUUUUUCACGAACUAGCUGUGGACACUAGUGUAGAUGUGAAAAAGCGAGGUCACUUUCUCAACACCUGCUGGAAAAUGACUUUGAUCUUAACAAAUGUGAACCACAAGGUGAGACGCCAUUAAACCUGGCAGCUAACUAUGACAACUGGACAGUUGUUCAGGUGUUUCUAGAGCAUGGUGCUGAUGCUAACAUACCUGACAGCGAGGGAUGGUAUGUGUGUCACAGGCUCUGUUUAAGCAAGAAAGACAUGUAUUUUCCUGGAAUUUUGUCGUUGCUUAAAAGCAAUGGUUUUGUAGUAAACCAGAGAAGACGAGACGGAAAAAGCUGUGUACAACUGUCGAUAGAAUGUAGGAGGCUUGAGAUAUUUUGGUGGCUAGUAGAGCACGAAGUAGCGUAUUGCUUUGAUUUCAACGAAAAGAAAGUAAUCUUAGAAAAUAUGCAUUUGUUUAUAAAUGAAAAUACAGACCAGAAUAAACUGAGAACUUUGAUAAUGAGUAUCACUGAUAAAGACACUUCAUGCCAAGAGAUUACGAAGUUUAUUAAUACAGCUCUGGAAACAAGCGUCUCAUGUAGCAAAUGGCUUGUGGCCAAAACACUUGUCGAAUGUGGUGCAAAAGUAGAACAUUUAGAGCCUCAACCUCUGAUGCAUUUUCUUAUUUCGAAGUAUAAGAAAAGUGAUCACGAGACGUGGCUGUCUUUUCUAGACGUUUUGCUGGCGCGAGGAGCAGAUAUUAACUGUCGAGAUAAAGCUGGAAGAACGCUUCUCUUUCAAAGAUGGAAUGAUUUGAUUGCUUGGUAUGACGAGGAUAGCUCAGGCUCCCUCCUUCACGCGCUGGUCGACAGAGGCGCCAAUCUUCUUCUUGCAGAUGCUGACGGGAUGUCGCUGCUGAAGUAUGCUUUGGAUCUUGAGGAACAUCUGGCUUUAACAUCCGUCACAUUCCUCAUAUACCUUGGCGUGUCCACCUAUCAGCCGGCCUUGACAAACUCUGUAUCAACACGAUCUCCUUCGCAGCAGGCUUUUGAAAAGAAGUUUGUUAAGGCCUUCGAGAUGUUAGUUAAGUCAGGCGCCAGUUCCAACGGGGAAUUAUUUUAUCUCAAUACACGAUAUCAGGCGGAGCUUUCCUCCAGAGACAAGACUACAGCCGAGACACAGAUGCUGGACAUUGUGAACCACGCCGCCAGUCACCCUCGGUCUCUCAAGUCUUUGUGUCGCCUGACUGUCUCUCACGCUCUUGGUUACGGCCCUCACAGGAUGGAGAGGGUUGAGUCCCUUCCACUUCCUGCUGCACUUUAUGAUUAUGUCCUAUUCUCUGAUUUACUCCAAAUUACCAGAUUCAAUAGAAGAAACUGAAAAUCUGAAUUUUCAGGAGACAGAAUGUCAUUCUUCUCAGACGGCUGUGAUAACUGGUAUUAGGUAUUGUUUUAUAUUUAAAUAUUUUAAAUCGGCGAUAUCAUAGAGCAAUGUUUUAUCGCUCGCACGUCUUUAGGGCAGAGUUGUCUAUAUGACUGUGAUGCCGAGAACUGUUUUGAAUUUGUAUUUGUUCUUUUGUUGAAAUGCUUGCCUAUGUGUUUGAUCAUCAUCGUAUUUGUCGUCGUCGUAUGGCGGCGUGAGCUUGUCCAUACGGUAGGGGCAUGGUUCUAUUUAUAUAAGUAAACCUUUUAAUAAUAAUAUUUUGUCAAUUCCUGAAAUACUGAACGCUUACUGAAUUUUUGGCAUAGAUGUUAAGAAAUGCAGGUUUUUUGGCUAUUAUAUUUUCUUCACUGGUAGAUUAGUUUAUACUCUGCAAACUUCACUCAGCCAAGUAUUAUUUUUAUCGUAGAAGUAUUCACUUUAUCUGCUUGUAGAUUGCUGAAGUAUAUCCGUGUAAAUGUAAAGUUUUAUGAUGCUAUCUGAUCAUUUCGUAUUUCAAUGAAUAUAUUCGCGAUUACUCUUUUUAACAAAUAGAAAUAAAAAAUCAGAUACUCUUUUGCACGAAGAUUUAUAUUACUGAUAUAGGCUUGAAAGAGUUAGUGAUGAGCAUUGCUCUUGGAAACGGAUCAGGAGGUUGUAAGAUUUGGAUUAACGAGGAGAUUAAACUGAUUUUUAGAUAAAGAAUAACACAACUGGUUUGACAUGAAGGCAUGUGUGCUGUAAAAUAUCACGAAGCUGUUAACAUCUAGACAGAUUCCAUGGUAGGAGGGUCAGACCGAUCAGUCAUGUCUUAAAUAACAGUCAGAAAAGGUCGUGUGAAAUUAAUGUAAGCAGGUGAGUCUGUUUAUUUGACAUCAACUGAAUAUAUUGCAUAAAGCAUCAAUAAUUCUUAGCCUAAAUAUUAAUUUACAUAAAAGUAACAUUGUUGCUUUAACAAAAGGGGAAUUUUUAGCAGUGAAUGAGAGAUGAUUAUAUGGAAGUAGUCAAAUAAAUGUGAUAAUACUUAAAUAUUUAGGCCUUUGUUUCUUCACUAGGCUACGUUUUUCUCAUGGGUCUGAAGAGCUAACUGCUAAAACAAAGAAAGCGAUAUUUUUCAUUAUUAACACAUUAUAUAGGAUCGGCAAUCAUUUUCUAGAUGUUUUUACCAAGUUGUUUGAUAUAAAGUCUGACCAAUCUUAGUUUAACAUGACAUUCUUGCUAUUUCUUUAAUGGAUUACUGGUUAAAGAAAAUGAUUUACUUGUUAAUACAAUUUCACCAUGUAACUUUUCUUUUUACUGCCUGUAUGUUUGUAUCCGGGUGCAUGCAUGAUGCUUGAUACAAUAAGUGCUUAUAAAUUAUUAGGAGACUUUCUAGUUAUAUUGGAUAAACAUAUCAGGUGUUGAUAAAUAGGCAAAAGUACUGCUUGUACAUGAACUUUAAUACUUUAAUACUUGCUGCUCGAAGCCGAUUAAACAGUUUUCCUUGUUGUGCACUGUUCUAAGGGAGACAACUAUUUUCUUAAAGUUUUUCAUGUUGUUGCCUCCCAUGAAA
Messenger RNA from Pomacea canaliculata, 6864 nucleotides. Its product is annotated as putative ankyrin repeat protein RF_0381. The record is from RefSeq and is a predicted model, not a curated record. The transcript is spliced from 2 exons. Lineage: Eukaryota; Metazoa; Mollusca; Gastropoda; Architaenioglossa; Ampullariidae. Bases 2565 to 3950 code for a protein of 461 amino acids. Gene Ontology annotation, molecular function: protein binding.